UUAGUAUAGAGACAUCUCGCGUUUUGUUAAAAGAAGAAUUAGGCAUUGGUCCUAAACCCUCGAAUUACUGAACUGGGUUACGUUCCUCUUCCUCGUUGCAGCGUCUACCCUCUGCGAUCCACCCUUGUUCUUCGAAAGUGGUUGCUCUUGGGAUUAUAUGCUAAAUGUUGAUCUUUGUUCGUGGGAUAUGUUUUGUUGUUUGAGAACAAGUGUGUUAGCUAUCUAGAGACGCAAGAUGUCAGCUGGUCCUGGACUUGAGUCUCUUGUAGAUCAGACAAUUUCAGUCAUUACAAAUGAUGGACGAAAUAUAGUGGGAGUCCUCAAAGGUUUUGACCAGGCGACAAAUAUAAUUCUUGAUGAGUCCCAUGAACGAGUUUAUUCUACAAAGGAAGGUGUGCAACAACUAGUUCUAGGUCUGUACAUCAUCAGGGGCGACAACAUAAGCGUUGUUGGUGAACUUGAUGAAGAUCUGGAUUCUAGUCUGGAUUUGUCAAAACUCAGAGCUCAUCCCUUGAAACCUGUAAUCCAUUGAGAUGAAAUACCAUGUAUUGGCGGAAACAAUCUUGAGUUUUGCGACAUUAUAUACUAGAGGACGCUGUGAAACUGUCUAAGAAUAUGCAGACACCAUAAUAUUUCAAAUAUUCUGAUACUGUUAGCAUGCAAGUCUUGUCAAACAAAUGAAUGCAACAAAUUCUGCGACUAUCUGACGUGAAGAAACUAUCUUCUAUGGCCACUAUUAUA
Cajanus cajan (pigeon pea) is the source of this 741-nucleotide messenger RNA. It is a transcript of the gene LSM8, whose product is annotated as Small nuclear ribonucleoprotein family protein. Gene Ontology annotation, molecular function: mRNA binding. Gene Ontology annotation, biological process: mRNA splicing, via spliceosome. NCBI's taxonomy places the organism in Eukaryota, Viridiplantae, Streptophyta, Magnoliopsida, Fabales, Fabaceae. Gene Ontology annotation, cellular component: U6 snRNP; U4/U6 x U5 tri-snRNP complex; precatalytic spliceosome. The record is from RefSeq and is a predicted model, not a curated record.